AUGAAAUCAGGGGAGCAAACGAAACCUUAAAUAAGGUUUAUGACGUACAAAAUAUUAGAUGGAAGGUUUUGCCAAGAGGAAGUGGUACGUGUUUACUCACCUAAGUGGUCGAUCUCUAAACUAUUCAUCGGAAGGUAAUUUUGGUUAACCGUCACGGUGCUGCGGUACCGGUAGCUUCUAUCUAUCGUAUGAAUCUUCUAGACAUUUCUAUCCCACAAUGAUCAGGUUCAUAUUGAUACAGAAUAGAGCAGGAAAGACAAGGCUGGCGAAAUGGUAUAUGCAUUUUGAUGAUGAUGAAAAACAAAAACUGAUUGAAGAAGUUCAUGCUGUCGUCACAGUUCGUGAUGCUAAACAUACAAACUUUGUUGAGUUCCGGAAUUUUAAAAUUGUUUACAGGCGAUAUGCAGGACUGUACUUCUGCAUUUGUGUUGAUGUGAAUGACAACAACCUUGCUUAUCUUGAAGCUAUACACAAUUUUGUCGAGGUGCUGAAUGAAUAUUUUCACAACGUUUGUGAGCUUGAUUUGGUGUUUAACUUUUACAGAGUUUACACUGUAGUUGAUGAAAUGUUUCUUCUUGCUGGGGAGAUAAGGGAAACAAGUCAAACAAAAGUCUUGAAACAGUUAUUGAUGUUGCAAAGUUUGGAAUAAAUUGAUUUAAUUACAACUCAUAUUUUGUUGAAUGAAUGACAUGUCAAGUUAUAUAAAUUUUGAUUUCUUUUCUGCGAAUUCAUUCCAACCAUGCAGAUGUUCUGUGAUUGGUUAAGAAAACAAUAUAACGAUAAAACAUAUUGUUAUAUUUUCUAGUGAAUAUUGGUGCUCUGGUAAUUUUAACAGGAUUUUCAAUUAUAGAUAUGCAUAAUAUUUAUACUUAACAUCCAUUUGUAAAUGUAGUGUAUGUUGAAAUGUUGCAGAAGAUCUGCAUGUCAUAAAUGUUGAGCUACUGCUACGAAUGCAGGUCAUGUAGUAUAAUGUUGAAUACUUUAUAAAUAAUUACAUAUCUUUUUCGUAAAUAUUUCAACUAAAACUAGAAGACAAAUAUGCUGAACUUUGUGGAAUCAAAAUAAACUGGUUAGUUACACCCUGUCUGUCUAACCAAAAGCAUUAUAAUUGUGGUGAUCUUGUCAAAACUUGUUUUUUUCUUUUAUUCCUGCCAUUAUUUGUGAAUACGCAUGGGCUCUUUGUUGAUGAUGUCUACAUUUAUUUUGUCAGGCCAAAUGUUUUAGAGUUGAUAUAUUAGAGCUAAGACAGCAAACCUCGUUCAAAUGUAAAUUCAAUAGUGUCAAUAAAAUGUAAUUACUUAAAU
Messenger RNA from Styela clava, 1304 nucleotides. The record is from RefSeq and is a predicted model, not a curated record. NCBI's taxonomy places the organism in Eukaryota, Metazoa, Chordata, Ascidiacea, Stolidobranchia, Styelidae.